UGAUCUUUCUUCUUUCGCCGGUCAUAACCGCUUUGAAGAUACUAGAUGGAAUCUCAAGACUCUCAUAUUGCUAUAGACGCUAUCGCUGAGCAAUUGGCUCAUCUAGGUCAACUUAUCCAACAACUCUUGGCACAGGUACAGCCUCAAGUAGUUUCUUCCCCGGCUAUGGUGUCGUCUCAGCCGAAUUUACAUGAACUACCAGUACGUCCCAGUUACGAAUGGCAACCUGACCAGACCCUCUUGCAACGAAUACCCUCUCUGUCCAGUUCAUUAUUUCACCAAACUCUCCCCGAUACGGACCGACGUAACAUUGUGAAACGCUACCCUACCAUUCAAGGUGUGAAAUAUUCACCUCCAAACACUGUCCCAGAAGCCCUCAAAAAGUUUAACAAAGGUCAACUAAGAGAAGACAACACACUUCGUAACCUACAAUACACGGCUUCUGCUAUUGCACGCCCUUUUGACGUCCUUUGCCACACGCUUCAGCCUCUUAUACCUCCCGAGCAAACCGACAGAGUGUAUGCCAUUUUGAAUGACGUCCGAACGCUCCUGUUACACCUAUGUGGCUCCCUUAACACCGCCAGAAACAAUCUUGCACUACGGGCAAUCAACCCCUCCUUCCAAGUCCCUUCGGAAAACGGGAUGGAUUUUACCAUGGAGCCAAAAAAGUUUCAAGAAGCUUUAUCACACAACACCACAAUUCAAAAGACAAUUCGGGACGCAUAUCCAAAAAGACAAAAGCAAAUUUGUCACGGGGACACCGUUCACGGCGGCGGGGGGAGUUCUCCGUCAACCAUAGCCAGCUGGAAUAAUCAACGACGAUUCAAAAACAACAACAACACCGAAAACCAAACCCGUUUUCGAUCAUACAACCAGAAUCGAUUUCGAACCAACCAAAAUACCAACACCAAUAAAGACAGCACGAUAACUCAGCAGUAGGUGGCCGCCUACAACGCUUCUACACAUCAUGGACUCGGCUUACCGACAGCAAAUGGGUCCACUCGGUUAUCAAAGAAGGCUUCAAAAUCCAUUUCCGACAACAACCUCCAACCUCCUCACACACGCUUCCAACAAUACCUUACAAUUUAGAACAACGACAACUAAUCAGGAAAGAGAUAGCAGAUUUACUACAAAAACGGGCCAUCGCACCGGCAUCGGAAU
Molecule: messenger RNA, 1161 nt
Organism: Umbelopsis ramanniana AG
Lineage: Eukaryota; Fungi; Mucoromycota; Umbelopsidomycetes; Umbelopsidales; Umbelopsidaceae
Exons: 1
Coding region: 46-939 (297 amino acids)
Source: RefSeq, a predicted model, not a curated record